Messenger RNA from Cryptococcus amylolentus CBS 6039, 303 nucleotides. RefSeq lists its product as hypothetical. NCBI's taxonomy places the organism in Eukaryota, Fungi, Basidiomycota, Tremellomycetes, Tremellales, Cryptococcaceae. The transcript has a single exon. The record is from RefSeq and is a predicted model, not a curated record. Bases 1 to 303 code for a protein of 100 amino acids.
AUGUCCGUUCAUGACAAAAACUCAUCAGUGGUCGAGGAGGAAGUCGAGGAAGAAGUCGUCAAGGAUGCCAAGGAUGGCGAAAACUCAUCGACAGUCAACGAGGAGGAUGUCGAGGAUGCCGAGGAUGUUGAGGAUUUCCAAUAUUUCGAGGAGGAUGUCGAGGAGGAGUCUUCUGGUUAUCUUUACUCUGACAAUGAACUCCUCAUUCCAGCUGAAGAGCAAGGCAAUAUCAUGGGAAGGCAGACUUUAAAGGGGGCACGAAACAGCCACUCGAAUCGACCGCUGGCUCGCGAACGUUACUAG